Mytilus californianus (California mussel) is the source of this 2165-nucleotide messenger RNA. Its product is annotated as toll-like receptor 4. NCBI's taxonomy places the organism in Eukaryota, Metazoa, Mollusca, Bivalvia, Mytilida, Mytilidae. Gene Ontology annotation, molecular function: protein binding; transmembrane signaling receptor activity. The record is from RefSeq and is a predicted model, not a curated record. The transcript has a single exon. Gene Ontology annotation, biological process: inflammatory response; toll-like receptor signaling pathway; immune response. Bases 3 to 2084 code for a protein of 693 amino acids. Gene Ontology annotation, cellular component: membrane.
UCAUGCUGAUUGUAAUCACGGGAUUACUUACAGAGUGCGUAUGUAUAUUUGACCAGCGAUGUAAAUGUUAUAAUUCGGAUACUGAAGUUUAUUGUGCUUAUAAAAAUAUUACCGACAGUGACAUCCCUCAUUUUCCAAAAGAAGUACAUAAACUUUUUCUGAAUUCUAAUCAAAUGAGAAUAAUUCCGCCUACAACAUUCAAUCAUUUAGAAAAUCUUACCGAGUUGGAUUUAUCUUGGAAUCGGCUUUCAUACAUAAAAGAAGGAACAUUUAAUGGUCUAUCCAGCCUAACAACAUUAUCUAUGAAAGGAAAUUCUUUGAACUACAGUUUAAAAAUACCACACAAUAUUUUUAAACCUUUAGUGUCGUUAACACACUUGAAUGUAGCGCGCAAUUUGUUGUUCAAUACAGAUAGAAUAUUCCACAAUUUCCCAAGCGUUUUAAUUACACCUCUACAUAAAUUACAGAGUAUUGAAGUAGAUGCAGGACACCUCUUAUUAUCAUUUAGAUUUUCAAGUAAUUAUAGAUCAUUAAGGCGUCUUACAAGGUUGAAAAUAGAUUUUUGUUUGUUGCCUUCUGUGAAUAACGAAACAUUUCGUUAUCUUCCCCAUCUUGACUAUAUUGAACUGACAUACUGUGAGAUACAAAGCUAUGACCGUGGGACAUUGCCAAAUCGUAAAACAUUUAGGUAUUUAGAUAUUUCUCAUAAUCGGCUUGAUGAUGAAAGCCUAGCACAAGUAAUGGGAGAUCUGGAUUUACAUGCAAAUUUAAAAGUAGUGAAAAUGACAAACUCCUGUUUAUGUGUAGAUAGGUUUUCAUCAUCAUAUUUUGCUUCUGUCUUGUAUGUAACGAAAAUUGAGGUAUUUUAUGCAAAUAAUAAUAGUUUUGUGUACGCUUUUGGAGACGAAAAGAGUUUCAAGCUACCUAUAACAUUGAAAAUGUGCGAUUUUUCAAAUAAUAAUCUUUUGAAGUUUUAUUUCGGAAUGCCUUUCUUGUGGAUAUUAAACUUACGAAAUAACUCGCUAGGUACAUACCUUUCAUCGGAAAGAUAUACCCAUUCUAGUAAAACUGAACUCAGAGAAGUUGAUUUAUCUCACAAUGUUAUUUAUGAUUUAUCUUAUUCCAUUUUUCACGGACACGAAAAAACAGUGAAGAUUAAUCUUAGCCACAACAAAUUAACGGAUGUUACUUUUAAUCUCUCCGAUCUAGUAAGUUUAAAGGAACUUGAUUUAUCUCGUAACAACAUCGGUGGAAUAUCUUCACAAGCUUCUAUGGAUACAUUACACAAAUUAUCUAAACAGUUGAAAAUCGACUUGUCGAACAAUUUGUUAAACUGUAGCUGUAAAAAUCUGUAUUUCCUACAAUGGAUGAACGCGAAUGUGGAUAUGUUCAUAUUCAAGCAUAAAUAUACCUGCCGGUUUGAUAACAAUGACGUAGUUUAUCUGACAAAUGUUAAUGAUAUUGUUAAACAACUUGAAAAGGAGUGCAGUUCAUAUACAACUUUAAUCAUUUGUGUGACAAUAGGGAUCAUUACAGCUUUAAUAAUUCUUUUUGCCGGGUUAAUGUUCAGAUUUCGAUGGAAGCUACGUUAUCUGUAUUAUAUGACUAGACAUAAAUAUAAUGUUUUCAAAAGUAUUCAAUCUAGCGAUACUUACAAAUACGAUGCCUUUAUCUCGUAUGCAAAUGAAGAAACCGAUUUCGUUGUGAAAGAAAUUUUACCAAAUUUGGAAUGCAAUGACAACAUGAAACUCUGUGUUCAUCAGCGGGACUUCCUUCCAGGACAAAUAAUUACACAAAACAUUACAAAUGGAAUUCAUCGAAGUAGGAGAACAAUAUGCAUAGUAACCCAGUCGUUUCUAGAUUCUUACUAUUGCAUGUUUGAACUUAACAUGGCAAGAAUGGAGAGUAUAUAUUCGAGAGAUGGACAAAAUAUUCUCUUUCUGGUCUUCUAUGAACAACUUCGCCCACAAGAUCUACCGUUAAUCAUUCUGGAGUUAGUUCAGAAGCAAUCGUACAUUGAGUACCCAAAUGAAGAACAAGGGAAUGUUGUCUUUUGGGAGAAAAUAAAGGAAUCUUUAGUUUAAUCUAGAUAAUAGCAACAGAAUAUUCUAGCUUGACAAAGUGUUUUCCAACAGUAAACUGCAUUUUAAAAUGUGCAUUUUAUC